This is a messenger RNA of Fusarium mangiferae, 1548 nucleotides long. RefSeq lists its product as uncharacterized. The coding region runs from base 1 to 1548 and encodes 515 amino acids. Gene Ontology annotation, molecular function: protein binding. The transcript has a single exon. Lineage: Eukaryota; Fungi; Ascomycota; Sordariomycetes; Hypocreales; Nectriaceae. The record is from RefSeq and is a predicted model, not a curated record.
AUGGACUCAACCGAUCAAACUUGCGAAAGCCUUGGUAUUCUCAAUCGCCUACCCCUGGAGCUUUUGAACCAAGCCAUCUACAUUCUUCCUAACGCCGACAUCAAGAAUCUCCGCCUGGCGUGCUCUUAUCUCAGGAGCAUCUCUCUUCAACGUUUUAACCGGGUCUUUAUAUCUGCCAACUUACGCGACAUUGAGGUCUUUACCUUGAUUGCGAACCAUGAUACUUUUCGGUUCAAAGUCACCGAGAUCAUUUACGAUGAUUCACGCUUUGAUCAUUCUUGGGGGAGACGGUUUGUCGAGAUGAAUGAAGACUUGAAAGACACCACACAAGUGCUGUACUGGUUCAGAAGGGUUUACAGUUCCAUCGUCGAAGCGAUUGACGGCGGGGAAGAAAUUUAUCAGGCCAUGCCUCAUAUCAAGGAAGCUUUCAAGACUCGCUGCACCCUAGCUGAGUCAUAUGAAGUAUAUCGCAAGCUUAAAUCACAGCAAGACGAAGUCCUUGCCUCGGGCUGGGACGCUGAGGUUCUGAGAUAUGGUCUGUCGCGGUUUCCAAAUCUAAAAAGAGUUACCCUCAGUCCUGCUGCGCAUGGAAUUCAUGGAAGGCCGCUAUAUUACACGCCUACCAUCAGAUCUCUUCCGCAGGGCCUAAUAUACCCUCUGGAACGUGGUUGGCCCAUGCCACCACCAUUUGAGGAGCAUCCCCUCGCGCCUUGGGAUGAAACAUCAAAGCAAGAGUGGCGUGGAUUUUGUGUCGUCACGAAGCAAAUCGCUCAACAUAUUCGUGAGAACCCGACGUUUGACCUCGCUGAGCUUGUUGUGGAAAGCCGGCAGCUUUGGACAGGAAUUGACUGCCGUCUGUUUGAGAACCCAGCCAGUGAUGAAUAUCACGAUCUUGUCACCAUCCUGAGUCACCCUCCGCUAAGACGUCUGGAGUUAUCACUAGCCUGUAGUACUGAGCCCAGGCAAAACUGGCCUUCUUUCCGUUCCGGACUCCUCUUUAGAGCUCUGAGCAAAGCAAAGAACUUGCAAAGUAUUCGUUUCUAUACUAGCAUUCCUUUUGUAAGCAGGAAAUGGCACGACUUUGUGGAUGGCGAACAAAAUGGUAUGCCUCUGCGGAGCAUAUUCUCAAUCAAUGAGUGGUGUAAUUUACGUCACUUUGCCCUUUCUCGAUCUUUUGUCAAACAAAGAGAUGUUAUGGCCUUCAUCUCUACACUCCCAACCUCACUGGAGUCUCUGGAGUUGAGCUUUCUCAGCUUCCUUCCCCGCGAGGGAACUUACAGGGACUUGUUACAGGACAUGCGCUGCAACUCGGGGUGGAGGGAGAGGCUAGUGCGUUGUCAGCCAAAACUCAUUGUAUUUGUUGUUGAGACUGAAACAGCAACGGAUGGUGCCGCGGUAGACGUCAGCCGUGCUGUAAUGGACUACAUGUAUAACCACGGAGAAAAUCCCUUUGUAGAGGAUCAGAUUAUGGAGGUUUUGGAUGGCAAGGGGACAAAAUCAAUUUGCUUGAUCCGGUGUAUGACGAGGAAUUGCAUUACGACAAGAUGA